UUCCAAACUUUUGGCGGGGGUGUACAAUAAGCCUUUGUUUACCGAUCAUUCUGACUAAACCAAUCCAUGCGACGUUAUCUCAAAAUUUAACAGUUUUAAAAUAAAACAAUGAAACACAAGGGGAUGGUUUUAAUAUAUGGACUGGCUGUUAGUAUGACGUGUGUAUCAGUUAUACAUUAUUGGUGGAAGUUGACACUAACGCAAACAGUUGUGUAUUUGCAAAAGAAAGUCGACAACAGACAGCAUAUUUUGUAUACACAGUGGGUAAAUCAUGAUACCCGAUGGAGCAAUCCUAAAUGGAGCCCUGAUAUCCAACGGAGCCCUUAUACCGAAUCGCCCGAUAAAUGCCAACCAGUCAAACAUUUUGUAUUUAUCAAGGGUAAAAAAUGUGGAGGCUCAACGAUAACAAAUGUAUUUCUACGUUACGGCGAAACUCACGACUUAACAUUCAUUUUGCCUAAACCUCGAACGUCUUUAAUUACCAAAGAGGAUAUGGAGAGACAUAUUGGUGACGAUAUUGAUGUCAUUGUACAUCAUGCGAAAUACGAUGAAAAACUCAUGGAACGACUUAUGCCUAAAGACACCGUUUACAUAGGCGUUAUACGUGAACCACUAAAUCACCUCAAGUCCUAUUACAAUUAUAGAAACUUCGGAAAUAUUCUGUCAAAACCCACUUUGGCAAAGUUUGAGGAGAAUCCAUGGGAUUACAUGGAGGAACUGGGAGACGAGGUUAAAAACUUUCAAAGUGCGUGGUUUGGAUGGGAUGAAAACAAAACACUAGAUGAAGAUAUUAUUCGAAAAUUCGUAGAAGACAUUGAAAAGAGGUUUGAUCUUAUCUUGAUUACUGAUCAUAUGAAGGAAUCUCUUGUGCUACUGAAGGACGUACUUUGUUGGUCAUUAGAUGAUUUAUUAUUUGUAUCUCAUAAAAUCGCGAACGAAUCAAUGGCGAUAAGGAAAAGCAUACGAAAAUCUGGGGCCCAUGAAUCGAGUUAUUUGGACCAUACUCCCAAUACGACACUGGCCGUAAAGAAUUUGCGGCAACUUAGCAGUCUCGACUACAGUAUGUUCGACCAUUUUAACCACACCCUUUGGGAAAACAUUAAAUCUAAAGGAGAUGCAUUUCGAUAUGACUUAAAACAAUUUGAUGAUAAAUUGAGAGUUAUUCAGAGGAAAUGCAAGUAUACAGAGGAAAGUCAAACACUAAAUGAUGACUAUAUAAGGAAAGUUGCAGACGAGAGUUCGUCGUCACGUGACUAUAGAUGUCACCGCAUGUUAUUUCCACCUAAUUGGUACAGUCAUUACAUACUUCACCCAAAACAGGAAAAUAAGACAAACAAAACCAUAACUUAAAAAACUGUUUUAUAAUUGAGUAGAUGAACGAGAUUUGCAAAUUCUGUAUUUGUUUGCUGAAAAAGGCCUGAGUUAUUCCCCGAUUGACUCAAUGUUAAAAACAUUUGUUCUUCAACAUGUAUUGCAUGACUUCAAUAUAAAUGAAAUGUCCGUUAGUGUUGUCUCAAAUGAUGAGAUAAUGGUACUGGAAUGGUGGUGGGGGGGGGUAUUAGACGGUCAUCGUUUCUUUCCACAUGAGAUUAUGAUUUUGGAUAGUUGGGGUUUGUUUUCCAUGACUGGUCAUUUCCCGUUGGCACUUUCUACC
Molecule: messenger RNA, 1654 nt
Organism: Owenia fusiformis
Lineage: Eukaryota; Metazoa; Annelida; Polychaeta; Sabellida; Oweniidae
Source: the annotation of a GenBank genome assembly